AGGUCUUGGGGGUUGAGUGGUCCUUGGGUUCAAGUUCAUGGAGAUAUAUGGACCUGGGAGGGUCUGAGGUCUCCAGCUGCUUCUCUGCCUCAAGGAUUCCCAUUCCUACUACUUCUUCUUAAAUCAGCUGUCUGUUUUUUCUGACUCUGAAUCUGUUUCCAUCAUGGUGUCUCUGGAUGGUUUCUGUCUCUGUCUUUUCUUCCAGUCUCCUAUUUUGCUCUGCCUUCAUCUCAUUCAUCUCCCUUUCCUUCUCCUUUCCCCCCUCUUUUGUGUUUUUGAUUUCUCUCAUUCCCCUUUUCAAUCUUUCUGUCUGGGGGCCCCCCUUCUCUGUUUAGCUCUGUCUUGAUUUACUCUAGCUUUCUUCUCAUCCCUUUAUCUUUGUCUCUCACUGACUUUCUCUCUGUCCCUGGCCUGGCCUCCCUGUCUGUCUCUUUGACUCUUCCUCUCUCUCUCUCUGCUCUUGCCAUCUGUUUCUGUCUGUUAACCAUAGUUGACAGAGCCCCUUCCCUGAGCCUGUUUUCUCCUCACAGCCUGACCACAUGAUGACCAGGUGGGCUCCGCUGGUGCUGAUGGUCCUGAUGUUGGGCAGAGUCAUGGUUGUUUCAGUGACCCCUAUCCCAGCCUUCCAGAUUCUUCCUCAGAACUAUUCCCAGACCACUCCUUUCUCUGUGUCCUUGAAGAGCCCCUCAGCUACUGCCACAAGUCCCUCAGCUGCCUGGAGCUACUCAAGCCCUGUACCCCGCCUUGGACCACGUAUCGCCCUCUCACUGGAUGUCCCCAUUGGCCUCCUACAGAUUUUACUGGAGCAGGCCCGGGCCAGGGCUUCCAGGGAGCAGGCUGCAACCAAUGCUCGCAUCCUGGCUCACAUUGGCCGCCGCUAAGCCUGAGAGAGAGAGGGUUAUAAUGAUGGGGUUGGUCUGGAUGGAAAAACAUAGAGGAUGGCAACAGAGCUGGAUCAUACUACAUCUGGGCAGAGUGCACUUGAACACCACUGUAAUAGGCCACUGCCAAGUAGUGUCUUAUCCCAUCUGAGUGUACCACAGUCAGGGGCUCUGGACACCUUGGACAUUGUUGUAUUGAUGUCUUGCCAUGCCUGUGUACUCUACAGACUUACAGUAUGUUUGGAAAGUUUGAACAGUACCAUACAAGGUCACUGCCAAGUACAAUAUUGCUAUGUCUUGGUGCUCCACAGUCACAGGGCAUCUGGACAUUAUUACAUGGGGUAACCAUCAUGUUAUAUUCAGAAGCCUCAAAACAAGAAACGAACACUGCAUCUGAGACCAGUCCAUCUAAGGCCUACAGGUUUUUCCCCCUCCUAGGCCACCACACAUGGAAGUGCUGGCUGAAGUUUACAUACAUGUGUUCUGCUUCACGAGGCAGCUUCUAUCCCAGAUAGAUACGACUGUACACAGAAAGUCUGACCAUUGUGUCUUACCUUGUGGGUGUCUGUGCACGUGUGGCUGAGUCUCUAUGUGCUGCCUUUUACAAACAAAGCUCUGACAGCUGAGUAUGUGAGCAAGAUGUGUGUGGGGGGGUGUAAGAGAACAGGGAGGA
Marmota monax (woodchuck) is the source of this 1554-nucleotide messenger RNA. It is a transcript of the gene Ucn2, whose product is annotated as urocortin 2. The transcript has a single exon. Gene Ontology annotation, biological process: cellular response to nutrient levels; digestion; adenylate cyclase-activating G protein-coupled receptor signaling pathway. Lineage: Eukaryota; Metazoa; Chordata; Mammalia; Rodentia; Sciuridae. The record is from RefSeq and is a predicted model, not a curated record. Gene Ontology annotation, molecular function: hormone activity; corticotropin-releasing hormone receptor 2 binding. Bases 540 to 881 code for a protein of 113 amino acids. Gene Ontology annotation, cellular component: extracellular region.